Eufriesea mexicana is the source of this 2492-nucleotide messenger RNA. RefSeq lists its product as uncharacterized. Lineage: Eukaryota; Metazoa; Arthropoda; Insecta; Hymenoptera; Apidae. The transcript has 10 exons. The record is from RefSeq and is a predicted model, not a curated record.
AUGUCUUUUAUGAUAGAAAAUACAUCAACCAAUGAAAUAAACAAUAAAGACAGAGAACAUUUUCUUUCAUUAGAAGUGACUGAAGAUUAUAGCUUUAAGUAUAUACCUGAAAGUCAUUUUAAACACAUAGUAAAAAAUGUACAAAGGCAUAGACGCAAAGAGGAUGAGGAACGUAUCUGGGCAUCAUUCGUUAAAGAACAAGAGUUAAAUAAUUUGAGGUUUAACAAAAAGGAUGUUGACUACUCCGUUCAAAGUACAAAAGAUCUAUUGCAAGAAAAUAUACAAGAUGUAGAUAGAGAACUUAAAAGACUUGAAGAAGAUACUCUUCCUGAGUGUAACAAAGGAAUUCAAAAUUAUAAAUCUAAUAUUACGAACAAGAUGAUUUAUACAAAAAUAAACAGCAUAAAGAACAAUUCUUCAAAGGAGAAAAUGUUGACAAAGAAUAAAGGUACAUGCAGAACUAACAUUUUAGUUCCAAUUUCACAAGGCAAUAAUAUUUCUAUGUAUAAAGAAUCUGAAGAACAUAAAACAGUUUUCAGAUCUAAGACUAAAAAGUCUCUCUCAGAUACUUCUAUUAUAGAGAAGAAAUGUUAUACAAAUCAACUUCUUCACGCAACCAAUCAUUUUGAAAAUAAUUCUGAGACUGAUUCAAGUAAUAACAAAGAUGAUGUUGUUUAUGUACAACCAGAUCCAGUUACAAUACAAAAACUUUUAUUAAUGCAAAAGAAAGUUGCUGAAUUAUUAGAUGAAAUUUCAUUUAGAUUAUGCAGAAUUCCUUUACCGGAUGGUGAUAAUGAUUUGAAAAGAAGACAACAACAAACACUGGAAUUUGCUAUAAGAUUUUCAAGAAAUUAUUUAUACAAUCUUAAUAGACUUGUUACAAGCAUUCAAAGACAUAUAAAAGCUGUAUCUUCCAGAUCAGGAUUAAAACAAUGUUAUAAAAAUAUUGCAUUUCACCAAGAUAUGGUUAAACAAAAAUUGAUUGCUGCUCAUCAAUUAUUAAUACGAGCUCUAAGUGCUUAUUAUAAACAUAUUCCUAACUCUAUUCUUGAAGGCCAUUCUACAAAACUUCAGGAUGUGUUACAAAUUGUCUGUAACUUGAUAAAUAUUUGUAAUAAAGUUGAGAUCUCCACUAAUUAUUUUUGUUCUGGAGAUGCCACUAUCAUACCAUUGUUUAUUUAAAGUCUUCAAGAUAAAUGUGAUGUUAUUUUAUCUACAUUAAAGUUAAAUUUAGAAAGCAAACAUGGAUCCACAAAUUACAAAAAUGUUCAAUCUAUAGUAACCACAGCUCCACUAUCCUUACCUAAUAAAAGACAUUCCAAUCGAAAGAAUUUAUCUGGUCGAUUAAGUAUGUAUAGUAUGGAUGUUAAAGUAUCUAAUGGUAAACAGAAAAGAAGAACUGAUAUAAGAAGAAAAAAUUCUACUUACCAGAAAGAAAAUGGAAAUAAUACUAAGGAUAUUAAACAUUUGUAUACACAGGAUUAUUCAUUACCAGAAUUACUCUAUCCUAGUCCUAUAACGCGUACAUCAUCUUCUAGAGAGAUUGCUCAGAUUGAUCCUAUAAAAAAUAUAAAUUAUUCAAAAGAAGAUGACAUUCAAACUAUGAUGGAUGGAUUAGUAAUAGAUUCUGACAAUGAUAGCAAUAUAGAAAUUCAAACGAAACAUAAAUCAGCAAUGAACAGUGAACCCAUAACAAUACAAAAAAAUGCGUAUACAAAGGUACAUAAAUCAAAAGAUAUAGAAAGCAAAGGGGUAAAUAUUAAAAUAGAAAAUGUUACUAACAAAAAUGAUUUGGUUAAGAAAGUCAGUACAAUUCCUAAGGAACAUUUGGCUACUCUAGCUCCUGUAAUAAAUGAUUUAGUAACUCUUGUAUCAAAAGAGCAAAAUAAACUUGACAUGCCAACCGUUUCUGAAACACCUGUAGAAACAUUAAAAGAAUUUUUACAAAAAUAUGAAUUUCCUAAAGACUCUGAUACUAAAGUACUUUUAGCAAAAGAUAAUUAUGAACAAUCACUUAGGUAAAUAGAACACUAUAGUACAAAUAGCUUACCUGAAAUUCAAAAAUGCGAUGACAAUGUACAAUUGAUUUGUAUAUCAUCAAUGGGAAAAAUUUCUAAAACGACCCAUUGUGAUGCUUCAUGUCAGGCAGAUUAUGAGAUUGCAUUAAAAAUUAUUGAUGAUAGUGUAAUUCUGGAUUCAAACAUCAAAAAUGAAAUACAGCUUGUUAUUUCAGAAGAAACUAAGUUACGAUUUUUAACGUACAGAUGUGAAUAUAAAAAACUAUGUCAAUCAAAUCCCAUGUAUUCCAGCAAUACACAAAACAAACCAUGGGAUAUAGUAGCAUGGAUCUCUGAUAAAUUGGUAGAAGAAUUAAUAAUUGAAAUAACAAAAGAGUUACAAAUGAGCGACAUAAUUAAGAAACUGUUUGAAAUGGAAUUUCAAGAAUUGUAACAACAUUUAUUUAUAUGGCAUUAAGACAGGAAAUCAUACAA